AUGGUAGCCAACCUGGGCGGGCUGGCCGGCCGCCGUCAGGUCUUCCACCAGGCCCUGCCGCGGGUCUCACCCUUCCACGCGGUGAGGCGCAGCAGCAGCCCCCUGGGUGUGCGUGUCCUGGUCACCCUCGGCACCAGCUUCGACUGUGCCAGCCAGGUGGAGCUGGAGCAGGUGCUGAGCCUGGGUGUGGCCCCCUCGCACACCAUCUACACCAACCUCAAGCCCAUCUCCCACAUCCAGUAUGCCACCCACCAUGGGGUGCAGCUCCUGGUCUUUGACAGUGAAGGGGAGCUAAUCAAGGUCCCAGAACCCGGGACCAGUUCUAUUACUAUCAUUGUUAUUAUUAUUAUUAUUAAGAGGAGCUCCCUGCUGGCAGGAGGUCACUGGGAGCUGGUGUACUAUCUCAACAAGGGCCACUUUUGUGCCUUCCAUGUCUCCCUCAGGGAGCCUGAACCCAAGAUGCCCAUUGUGCUGAAGCUCUGCCCUGAGCCACCCCUCUUCUCCUGCACCCUCUACGGCUCCACAUGUGGUGCCUCUGAUGGGCUCUUCUUGGAGGAGACGCAGCUGCCCGAGUGGGACAUGGGCGACUGGCUGGUCUUCCCCUCGGGCGCCUACACGUCCACCAUGAGCUCUGCCUUCAAUGGCUUCCCUCCUACCUUCAUCUACUAUGCCAAGGAACCUGAGCUCAAGUGUCUGGGGGAGAGAGAGGGGGCUGGGCAGAGCCUGCUGGAGACAGCACUGCGGGCUGGGAUGUGGCUGAUGGAGGAGCUCCGGACAAUGCAGUGCACCCACGUGGGGAUGCUUGAGGGCAGGGUUUAG
Camelus dromedarius (Arabian camel) is the source of this 819-nucleotide messenger RNA. Its product is annotated as ornithine decarboxylase-like. Lineage: Eukaryota; Metazoa; Chordata; Mammalia; Artiodactyla; Camelidae. Gene Ontology annotation, molecular function: catalytic activity. The record is from RefSeq and is a predicted model, not a curated record. Gene Ontology annotation, cellular component: cytoplasm.